AUGAGCGCCAACCAAGAGCCCCAGGGGGCCGACAAGGACUACAGUCCCUCCGUCUUUAGCCAAGACACCAUCGUCGGCUCCGACGCCAACUCGCUCCACCCGCUCGUCCGCAACGCCGACGACGCCGGCUCCUCGCAGCCCCUCCGCGGCACCGACCGUCAACCGGCCCCGACCGACGACUACCACUACGUCACCACGCGCGUCGUCAAGGAGAUGCCCCGGGCCAAGCCGCCGACCGACCCAGAGUCCCGCUUCGGCAAGCUCAAGAACCUGCUCAAGCCCCCCGUCGUGAAGGCCGUCGAGGCGCUAACCACCCACGAGGGCAAGACCUACCACGUCAACGAACAGGGCCAGGUCGUCGAGACCACCACCAGGAGAGCAGGCGAGUACCGCGAAGCUUACAUUCCGAGUGGCCGCGUCGCUGACGAGAGCGACCCCAAUAGGCACCAUGAACAAUCGAUGGGCGGCCGGCGACAGCGCUUGAGCUGCGCAAUGCGUAUAUGCGAAAUGCGUUCUUCUAUUUUCAAGUCUUAG
Messenger RNA from Colletotrichum graminicola M1.001, 534 nucleotides. RefSeq lists its product as uncharacterized. Bases 1 to 534 code for a protein of 177 amino acids. The transcript has 2 exons. Lineage: Eukaryota; Fungi; Ascomycota; Sordariomycetes; Glomerellales; Glomerellaceae. The record is from RefSeq and is a predicted model, not a curated record.